This is a messenger RNA of Sporothrix brasiliensis 5110, 1788 nucleotides long. RefSeq names its product mitochondrial processing peptidase. NCBI's taxonomy places the organism in Eukaryota, Fungi, Ascomycota, Sordariomycetes, Ophiostomatales, Ophiostomataceae. Gene Ontology annotation, molecular function: metalloendopeptidase activity; metal ion binding. The transcript has a single exon. The coding region runs from base 1 to 1788 and encodes 595 amino acids. Gene Ontology annotation, cellular component: mitochondrion. The record is from RefSeq and is a predicted model, not a curated record.
AUGUUGCGCUCGUCAAUACCGCACAUCGUCGGCCGUGCGCGGCGGCCGCUCAAGACCACAGUCUUUGGGGCAACCGUCAGACGCAUCGCUGCUACCACACCCACCUUACAGCAGAGACAGUCUUUCGCCUCGGUUGUCCCGCCACGGGCUCAGGAUCCGACGAAGCUUGACGAGAUUACCACCCUCCCCAAUGGUAUCCGAGUCGCCUCCGAGGCGCUGCCCGACGCAUUUUCGGGCGUUGGUGUCUACAUUGAUGCCGGUUCGCGGUAUGAGAACGAGUAUCUGCGCGGUGCUAGCCACAUCAUGGAUCGUCUUGCCUUCAAGUCCACCAACAAGCGCUCUGCCGACGACAUGCUCGAGGCUGUCGAAAGUCUCGGAGGCAACAUCCAGUGUGCGUCGUCUCGCGAAUCCAUGAUGUACCAGGCUGCCACCUUUAACUCGGCCAUCCCUACCGCCACUGAGCUCCUCGCCGAGACAAUUCGCAACCCACUCAUGACCAACGACGAGGUGGCCCAGCAGCUAGAAACGGCCGCGUACGAAGUCAAGGAGAUCUGGGCCAAGCCUGAGCUGAUUCUGCCCGAGCUGGUACACAUGGCCGCCUUCAAGGACAACACCCUCGGGAACCCGCUGCUGUGCCCAGAGGAGCGUCUUGGUGCCAUUGACGGCAACGUCAUCCGUGCCUACCGCGAGGCUUUCUACCAGCCUGAGCGCAUGGUCGUUGCGUUUGCAGGCAUCUCACACGAGGAGUCUGUGCGCCUGGCUGUGCAGCAUUUUGGGGACAUGAAGCCUACCGAGCCGAUCUCCACAGAAGUUGAUGCCACUGCGUCAGUCGACGAGAGCGACCGCGCGUCGAUAAUAUCCUCCUCCUCUUCCUCGUCCACAUCCACAUCCGCAUCCACCGCCACAUCGUCCGUCAGCUCUGCUGCCAUCAGCCAACCCUCUAAGCUCCUCUCCAAGAUUCCCUUUUUCAAGAAUAUCUCCACGUCAGCACCGCAAAACGCCUCUGUGCUCUCCUCCGUCCCAUCGACGACCUCCCUAAAUGUCUCCGCUGCACACUACACUGGCGGCUUCCUGUCAUUGCCACCCCAGCCGCCACCGCUGAACCCCAACUUGCCCACAUUUACGCACAUCCAGCUUGCCUUUGAGGGCCUCCCGAUCUCGUCCGACGAUAUCUACGCCCUCGCCACGCUGCAGACACUCCUUGGUGGCGGCGGCUCCUUCUCGGCCGGUGGACCUGGCAAGGGUAUGUACAGCCGCUUGUACACCAACGUGCUCAACCAGUAUGGCUGGGUCGAGUCGUGCAUUGCCUUCAACCACUCCUACGCCGACAGUGGCCUCUUUGGCAUUGCCGCCUCCUGCUACCCAGGCCGCACUGCCCAGAUGCUUGAGGUCAUGUGUCGCGAGCUCCGCUCGCUCUCUCUCGACAAUGGCUUCAGCGCCCUGGGCCAGGCCGAGGUCAACCGCGCCAAGAACCAACUGCGGUCGAGCCUUUUGAUGAACCUCGAGAGCCGCAUGGUCGAGCUCGAGGACCUGGGCCGCCAAGUGCAGAUUCACGGCCACAAAAUCCCUGUUCACGAGAUGGUGCGCCGCAUAAACAGCCUCACUGUUGCGGACCUGCGCCGCGUGGCCCGGAUCGUCGUCCAGGGCAUGGUCGAGAACCCGGGCCGUGGCAGUGGUGCCCCUACAGUCGUGCUCCAGGAGGCCGAAGUGGCCGGCACCGGCGCGAAGCAGAUGCAGUGGGAGGAGAUCCAAGACAUCAUUUACCGGUGGCAGCUGGGUAAGAGAUGA